Messenger RNA from Spirometra erinaceieuropaei, 573 nucleotides. The record is from the annotation of a GenBank genome assembly. NCBI's taxonomy places the organism in Eukaryota, Metazoa, Platyhelminthes, Cestoda, Diphyllobothriidea, Diphyllobothriidae.
AUGGCACGCAUCACGGCGAACGGCGUAAUCUCCGAGGCAUUUGCAGUGACAAAUGCAGUGGAGCAGGGCUGUGUACCCGCUCCUCCCCUUUUCGGCCUCAUAUUCACUUCCACGCUGAUAGACGCCUAUCGUGAUGAGCGUCCUGGGAUAGGCAUCGCCUUCAGAACCAACGGGCAUAUUCUCAACAGUAGGUGCAUGCAGGCCAUAAUGCAACUGACUACGACUACAGUCUGCGAUCUGCUCUUCUCCGACGAUUGCGCGCUCAACACCACGACUGAAGUGGACAUGCAAUGGAGCUUGGACCCCUUCACUGGCGAGUCUGUCAAUUUCAACCUGAAAAUCAACACGAACGAAACGGUGAUCAUGCACCAACCGUCACCGAACGCUGAAUGCAACUCCCCUCAGAUCACUGUCAACGGCAACCAACUCCAAACCGUGGACAAGUCCGCCCAUCUAGGAAGCAAACUCUCGCGCAACACAAACAUCGACGAUGAAGUUGCACGUCGGCUCUCCAAAGCCAGGCCUUUGGUCGGCCUCAAGUUUCCGUGUGGAAUAGUCACGGCCUUUAAUUGA